This is a messenger RNA of Rangifer tarandus platyrhynchus (Svalbard reindeer), 1914 nucleotides long. The record is from the annotation of a GenBank genome assembly. Lineage: Eukaryota; Metazoa; Chordata; Mammalia; Artiodactyla; Cervidae.
AUGGAGAUAAUCAGGAGCAAUUUUAAGAGUAAUCUCCACAAAGUGUACCAGGCCAUAGAGGAGGCCGACUUCUUCGCCAUCGAUGGGGAGUUUUCAGGAAUCAGUGAUGGACCUUCAGUCACCGCAUUAACAAAUGGUUUUGACACUCCAGAAGAAAGGUAUCAGAAGCUUAAAAAGCAUUCCAUGGACUUUUUGCUGUUUCAGUUUGGCCUUUGCACUUUUAAGUAUGACUACACAGAUUCAAAGUAUAUAACAAAGUCUUUUAACUUCUAUGUUUUCCCGAAACCCUUCAAUAGAUCCUCACCAGAUGUCAAAUUUGUUUGUCAGAGCUCAAGCAUUGACUUUCUAGCAAGCCAAGGAUUUGAUUUUAAUAAAGUUUUUCGCAACGGAAUUCCGUACUUAAACCAGGAAGAAGAAAGGCAGUUAAGAGAGCAGUAUGAUGAGAAGCGUUCGCAGUCCAAUGGUGCAGGUGCUCUGUCCUACACGUCUCCGAACACUUCGAAGUGUCCCGUGACAAUUCCUGACGAUCAGAAGAAGUUUAUUGACCAAGUGGUAAAGAAAAUAGAAGAUUUAUUACAAAGUGAAGAGAACAAGAACUUGGAUUUAGAGCCAUGUACUGGGUUCCAAAGAAAACUGAUUUAUCAGACUUUGAGCUGGAAGUAUCCCAAAGGCAUUCAUGUUGAGACUUUAGAAACUGAAAAGAAAGAGCGAUAUAUUGUUAUCAGCAAAGUAGAUGAAGAAGAACGCAGAAGAAGAGAGCAGCAGAAACACGCUAAGGAACAGGAAGAACUGAAUGAUGCUGUGGGGUUUUCUAGAGUCAUUCAUGCCAUUGCUAAUUCGGGGAAGCUUGUCAUUGGACACAACAUGCUCUUGGAUGUCAUGCACACGGUUCAUCAGUUCUACUGCCCUCUGCCCGCGGACUUAAAUGAAUUUAAGGAGAUGACAACAUGUGUUUUCCCCAGGCUCUUGGAUACAAAAUUGAUGGCCAGCACACAACCUUUUAAGGAUAUCAUUAACAACACAUCCCUUGCAGAAUUGGAGAAGCGGUUAAAAGAGACACCUUUCAACCCUCCUAAAGUUGAAAGUGCAGAAGGCUUUCCAAGUUAUGACACGGCUUCUGAACAGCUCCACGAGGCAGGCUAUGAUGCUUAUAUCACAGGACUGUGUUUCAUCUCCAUGGCCAACUACCUAGGUUCUUUUCUUAGUCCUCCAAAGAGUCAUGUAUCUGCUAGAUCAAAACUCAUCGAACCUUUUUUUAACAAGUUAUUUCUUAUGAGAGUCAUGGAUAUCCCCUAUCUAAACUUGGAAGGACCAGACUUGCAGCCUAAGCGUGAUCAUGUCCUCCAUGUGACAUUCCCCAAAGAGUGGAAAACCAGCGACCUUUACCAGCUUUUCAGUGCCUUUGGUAACAUUCAGAUAUCCUGGAUUGAUGACACGUCAGCAUUUGUGUCUCUCAACCAGCCUGAACAGGUACCGAUUGCUGUCAAUACCAGCAAGUAUGCAGAGAGCUAUCGCAUCCAGACCUAUGCUGACUAUGUCGGGAAAAAACGUGAGGAGAAGCAGAUGAAGAGAAAGUGGACAGAAGAUAGUUGGAAGGAGGUUGAGCCAAAGCGGCUAAACACGCAGUGCGUCUCCUAUGGUUUGCAGAAUCACCAUUAUGCCAACAGUCUCACAGCCACCAGCACAGUAGGAAAGAGAAACCUGAGUCCCAGUCAAGCAGAAGCCGGCCUGGAGGCCCGAGUAUCGGGGGAGAUUUCUGACACUGAGCUUGAGCAGACAGAUCCCUGUGCAGAGCCUCUCUCAGAGGGGAGGAAAAAGGCCAAGAAACUAAAAAGGAUGAAGAAGGACCUUUCUCCGACAGGUUUCAUCUCAGACAGCUCGGCCAAGCUCUUCGAAGUCCCCGACACGUGGUAA